This is a messenger RNA of Eriocheir sinensis (Chinese mitten crab), 2438 nucleotides long. RefSeq lists its product as uncharacterized. Bases 694 to 1416 code for a protein of 240 amino acids. The record is from RefSeq and is a predicted model, not a curated record. Lineage: Eukaryota; Metazoa; Arthropoda; Malacostraca; Decapoda; Varunidae. The transcript has 4 exons.
UAAGCUUUCUUCUCUUCUCUUUCUCUUGUUAUUUUCUGCCUCACUCUCAAUUUUCUUCUCUUCCUCUUCCUCCUUCCUUCUCAGUUUCCUCCUCCUCCUCUUCCUCCUCUUCGUCUUCCUCCUUAUUAUUAUUUUUCAUUUUCUGUCUUUUUAUAUUUAUUCUUCGUCGUUAUUCAUUUCUUGCUUCUGGUUAAUAUUGCAAGGCGACACAAACAAAGGUAAACGAUUUUUCUAAGUAUACGUAUCUAAGCAUUCGGCCUUGUUUUGGUUUUCACACAUUCUCUAUCUCUAUCUGUAUCUCUUCCUUCUCUCGUUAUUCAUCCUUGUUCUGGUAACCACUCAUUCUCUUUCUGUACCUCUUAUCCCUCAUCUCUUUUUCUUGUGUGUGUGUGUUUCUUCUCGUUAUUCAUUCGUUCUCUCAUUCUACCAAUCUGUAUCACUUUCCCUUAUCUCCUUUUUCGUUUCCCAACCUCAUCUUUGUAUAAUUCUCAUUUUGCCAUUCUCACUCCGUCCGUCUACCUGUCUGUCUUUCACGUCUAGAUAUCAGUGUUCAAUAUGGCAAGAUGGAAGUCUGACAGUUGGCGUUUUAGCAGCUGAUAAGUAGAUAAGUCAAGUUAGUCAACCCUUGCUGGCAACACUGCAUUCACACACACACGCCGAGAGGCUUCGCAAAGCACAGGAAGAUUGAUCAUAAUGUCACAGAGGAACAGCAGCAUACGGGCGUGGGUGUGGCGGCUGUGGGCGGUGGGCGUGGUGCAGGAGGUGGUGGAGGCGUGGGCGAUGGCGUGGCUGGUGAGCAAGUUCCGUUCGCCCUACCUAUGCCGCGUCUCGGUGACUGACGGACGCUGGUGUAUGGUGCCUUCUCUUACACAGGUCGCGGCCCGCCGCGUGCCCGCCUGGAUGUGUCAGUACGACGCGUGGUGCGGCGAGCUCGUCUACCUCGAGACCGCGCCGCCCCUCGUCACCCGCCUCACCGUGCUCUUCACCGCGCUCGUCGUGUCGCUCUUGGUGGUGUGGGCGCCGCGCAUCCUCACCUACAGGCCCUCACACCCUCUCCUCGUCUGCGCGCGGAGACACACCCCGCGCCGCGUUCUCGUCCUGGUGGCGGCGAGCAGCGUCCUACAACUCACCCUCGACCACUGCCUGUUCGCCAUCGUGCUACCGCCUCGCCUCCUCCUCACCCGCCUCGCCUCCGUCCUCUCCUUUGUCAUCGCGCACCUCCUCAUGACGGCAGUGAUGGUGAAGGUGGCGAGGCAGCCCCCGGCAACACUACGCACCAUCCCACAAAUCAAGGUUACUUAUGCUCCCGCCACGCCUUCCCCCUCAGAAGUACCCGUCAUGGACUACAGUGAAGAGCACCAGGAGUUCACAGUGUCACGGUCCAGACCAACACAUUUCUCACCCCAUACACCAUGAGGAAUUUCCACCCUCACUGAUACCAUGGGGACCUCUCUAACUUAUUUUCACAAGCAGGGCAUUCGAAGGACCUAACUAUACGAUGGACUUGCGUAAAAGUCUAUUUCACGUAUCAUUAUUUUAAUCACCCUGAAGGCUAUGCUUGGUUCAGUUGAGCAACACCGCAGGGAAGUGUUUUAUCGCAGCCCCAUUCUUGCUCAUGCAGCCCCCCAUGUAUUCCACUCAAUCCUUUAAAGGGUUUCACUGAAGUCCGGGAUAAUAGGUGGUCAAGACAGCACACAGCAACUCAACGAUGGCUGAAAAUUGUCAGCUUGUAGCAGCGAGCAGGGCUUGAAUAAAAAUCCCCAGAUCACCAAGGAGGCUGAACACUCCGUCACUGCUCCCUCUUAUUUUACGCAAGUGUAGAUCGCGCAUAUGGAAAAGUGAGAUGCAAAAAAUCCCUAUCAUUUCCAAUUUUAAACUUUUUCUUACAUUAAUGCUAACGAAACCCUUGGAUUUGCCAGGCUUUCUUAUGGAAAAAUAAUUCUCAAAAGGAGCAAAUUCACAUCACACAGCCUCUUCAGGAAAUCAACAGGAGCAAUACAUCCUGGCUUGGUGAGAACUUCAGGGUGGAUGAGGUACAGAAGAAAUGCAGCACUGGAAAAAUGGAUACAUGCCAGAGCACACCAGAUUUUGUCUCCCUUGAUUUCUACUCUGGGUUCCCACUCUUACCUUGGUUGUCCAUCAGUUAAAAGUUCUAUGCAUGAUAUGACCAGCCCAAGUUUACUUCUUACUCUUAAUUGUCACUGAAAUAUCAACUUCUGUCUACACAUGCACGGGUCAUCUCAAAACCUACUAAGGACUAACCUUGUACUAGGGUCCACUAAUUCACAGGGUAAAGCUUGUAGGUUCUGAAAUGAUAAGAUAUUUACCGGUUUCAGUCCAAGAUAAUUUAUUUUAUUCCUACAUAACAUUCCUCAGUUGUUGUGUCCAAAAAUGCUGAACAGUUAAAUUAUCCUAUUAUAAUAAAAUUGCACUUCCUG